AUGCCUGUGGCAAUGAACACGGAGCGUAUCAAGGCCGAAGCGAAUCAUGCCACCAAUGGCUCGGGAGUUGCUGUCAAUAAUUGGUCGACGCCCGGGCAAUCAGCAUUCGAUUUCCGUAGCGAUACCAUCACAACACCCACAACCCGUAUGCUCGAGGCAAUCUCAGCGACGACUCUUCUCGACGAUGUAAUGCAGGAAGAUCCGACCACCACGAACCUGGAGUCAUUCCUUGCUGAGCUCACGGGAAAGGAGGCUGGUCUUCUGGUCAUGAGCGGCACCAUGGGCAACCAGGUCGCUAUCCGUUCCCACCUUCAAGGGCCCCCACAUAGCAUUGUUGCAGAUGGCAAAAGCCACAUUUUUGACUGGGAAGCCGGCGGAGUAGCAUCCCUCUGCGGCGCCAUGGUGAAACCCGCGACAGCAAGCAACGGCAAAUACAUAACACUCGAAGACGUAAAGAAAGUCGCCGAUCUGAGAGACGACAUUCAUGGCUGCCCGACCAAACUCAUAAGUCUGGAGAACACUAUCGCUGGAGUGAUUGUACCCCUCGCAGAAUGCCAGAGAAUCUCAGCUUGGGCACGGGAGAGGGGCUUAAUCAUGCAUCUGGAUGGAGCACGGAUAUGGGAGGCCGUAGCAGCCGGUUCUGGGUCGCUCAAAGACUACUGUGCGUGCUUUGAUAGCAUCUCUCUUUGCUUUUCCAAGGGCUUGGGAGCUCCCAUUGGAAGUGUGAUAGUCGGCACGCAAGCCUUCCGUGAGAAGUCGCGCUGGGUGAGGAAGUCCAUUGGGGGAGGGAUCCGUAUGGCGGGCGUCAUAACUUCUGCUGCGCGGGUCGCCGUGGAGGAUACCUUCCUGGGAGGCAAGCUAGUUGCUUGUCAUGAACGUGCCAAGCAGAUUGCGGAGCUUUGGCAAGGCUAUGGAGGCAAGCUGACCAAUGCAACCGAGACAAACAUGGUUUGGUUCGAUCUUGAAGCUGCGAAUGUCAGUGUGGAGAAGUUCAUCGAGCUUGGGCAGAAGGCUGGUGUGAGGGUAUGGGGUGGAAGGUUGGUUGUGCACUAUCAAAUCGGAGAUGAGGCGGUGCGAAGAUUGGAGCUCUUGAUGCAGGCUGUUUUCCAAGGCAAGGAGCUGAACGGGACCGUGGAACACGAUCCCAAGGAACUGAGAGCCGCUACUACGCUCUAUGGUUAG
Ramularia collo-cygni is the source of this 1182-nucleotide messenger RNA. Its product is annotated as related to threonine aldolase. Lineage: Eukaryota; Fungi; Ascomycota; Dothideomycetes; Mycosphaerellales; Mycosphaerellaceae. The coding region runs from base 1 to 1182 and encodes 393 amino acids. The record is from RefSeq and is a predicted model, not a curated record. Gene Ontology annotation, cellular component: cytosol. Gene Ontology annotation, molecular function: L-allo-threonine aldolase activity. The transcript has 4 exons. Gene Ontology annotation, biological process: glycine biosynthetic process; L-threonine catabolic process.